GGUUUGAGGGACGUUACGAGUUGCACCUGAAGGCACCACCCUCGUUCAGUCAGUCAGCGGCAGACAGUCACAGCAGCAGCUGGGAAUGCGAGGGAUCUGCUGCACGGACCGCUAUUUACACGACUGGAUAUCACAGCAGGGUCCGACCGGGAAACAAACAAACUCUCUCUCUCUCUCUCUCUCAUAUCUAGACAGCGCUACGUGUUCAGUCCGCGGAGGAGGCGUGCGGGAGAGUCGUUGGUCUCCGCCUGCAUCAGAUGGUCACCGGACAGCCGGCGGGGGCUCACUGCGGGGCCGCAUGCUAGAGGAGGAGGAGGUGGGGGGGAACCAGCCGGAGAACCGUGUUUACCACCUCCACACCUCCUAGUCCGUGAACUUAACGCGCCUCCCUGCUUAAAAGUGUCACUCCGCGUGACCCGUGUCCAGGGUGGUGGUGGUGGUGGUGUGGUGGGUGGAGACGCUUGACUUUAAAUGUUUCACCGCCACCAAACCGCUGGAGUGAAAUCCGCUGCGGCGCACACGCGACCCGCCGCGCGUCAAUAAAUGAUAGAGGAUACGAUGACCCUGCUGUCUCUGUUAGGUCGGAUCAUGCGUUAUUUUCUGCUCAGGCCGGAGACCCUGUUCCUGCUGUGCAUCAGCCUGGCUCUCUGGAGCUACUUCUUCCACACGGACGAAGUGAAGACCAUCGUCAAGUCCAGUCGCGACGCGGUCAAGAUGGUCAAGGGGAAAGUGGCGGAGAUGAUGCAGAACGAGCGGUUCGGCGGGCCGGACGUCCUGGACGCGGAGUUCUCCAAGACCUGGGAGUUCAAGAGCUACAACGUGGCCGUGUACUCCAUCCAAGGCCGGCGAGACCACAUGGAGGACCGGUUCGAGGUGCUCACCGACGUCGUCAACAGGAGUCACCCGUCUAUAUUUGGGAUUUUUGACGGCCACGGGGGAGAUGCUGCUGCUGACUUUGCCAAAGCCCACCUGCCCGAGGCGCUCCGCCAGCAGCUACUGACCUACGAACGGGAGAGAGAACGCGACAGAGAAAAAGACAAGGAGAAAGACGAAAAGAAGGAGAGGGGCGGCUUGUCCUAUCCGUCCAUCCUGCGGCAGCAGAUCCUCACUUUGGACAGAGAAAUGCUGGACAAGCUUUCUGCCACUUACAACGAAGCAGGUACCACGUGUCUGGUGGCCCUGCUGUCUGAUAAGGAGUUGACUGUAGCCAACGUCGGCGACUCACGUGGAGUUCUGUGUGAUAAAGACGGCAACGCUAUUCCUCUUUCGCAUGACCACAAACCUUACCAGCUCAAAGAACGCAAGAGGAUCAAGAAAGCUGGUGGGUUCAUCAGCUUCAACGGCUCGUGGCGCGUCCAGGGCAUCUUGGCCAUGUCCCGUUCUCUGGGCGAUUACCCGCUGAAGAACCUCAACGUGGUCAUUCCUGACCCUGACAUCAUGUCGUUUGACCUGAACAAGUUGCAGCCAGAGUUCAUGAUCCUGGCCUCGGACGGCCUGUGGGACACCUUCAGCAACGAGGAGGCGGUUCGCUUCAUCAGGGAACGACUGGGCGAGCCGCAUUUUGGCGCUAAGAGCAUAGUCCUCCAGUCCUUUUAUCGGGGUUGCCCCGACAACAUCACCGUAAUGGUGGUCAAGUUUAAAGGCAAGGCCAGCGAACAGUAGACCGACUGUCUACCACACACAGUAUCUAUAUAUUAUGUUUGAAUAUGAGUAAGAAUGAACAGUAACAGCUAUCUCUAUCACAUUUGCAUAAGUUAGCCGGCCUUUCGGUGCAUCAAUCAACCGCUCCUUAACUUCGCCUGCAGAAAAAGUGACACUUGUAAGAAAUGGAGUUCCACUUCCAUAUUAUUUCAAAGUUCUAUCAGUCCAUUUGACCACUAAUCUUGUUAGUUGACAUUUCCUGACUCAGUUUCCAGAUAAUUUAAUUCCAAAUUGAAGUUUACUGAUUGACUGCACUGAAAAGGGUAGUUUUUCCUGGAUAGGAUACACAAUGGUACAAAUAAGAAUUUACUCCCUUUAUACUAACAACACAAAUGAUGAUGUGCUUGCUCGAAUAUCACUAUUGAUACUGCACAGCAAUAGAAGCAAUUGCAACGGUCCCACGCUGAGCAUUGGAUCUAUGUAUGGAUGAAGUGUUAUGUCUGCAGUUGUCCAAUUUCACAGGUUUAGAUCUCAACUGUGAAAGCUUGUUUUUAAGGAUUGCUGCAAGUUUCUGUGCGGAUAAUGUCUUCUGAUUUUAUUGUUGCUAUAGUUAAAGAUUUGUUAAAGCUUAGAGACUUGAUCGAUUCCAAACCUUAUCAGAAUCCAUGUAACUACUGAUAAUGAUUGUUGGAAAACGCAGCGUAGCUUACACGUUUUUUUUAAAGCGCAACCAUUUGGUGAUAAUGUUGUAACUUCUCAUUGUGACUUUUAACUGCUAAUUAUUCAAUCACAAAGUUUGUCACAUGCCAUCUGAUAAUAUCAUAACUGUUACUUUAAACAAGUAAGAAGAAGGUAAUAAUAGUUAAUAUAUAUAAAUAUACAUAAUUGGCAGUAAUUCUUGUAAUAUUAUUUAGGAAUUAAGAUUAUUAUGUAAGAUUUAGGAACAUUUUAAUAGGCUUCUUUUUUUACACAUUGAUUUGCUAUUCAUUUAUGUGACUUUUCUGAUAUUAUCAUUGACUACAAUCUACACAACAUAUGUACUGAAAAUGAAAUCUUACUGUUAAUGACAUGUCAUCUUCAUACAUAUCACAUUUCUCUGACCUGUAACUCAAAAUGUAACAAAGAAUGAAACAUUAUUUUGCCUUAUUUUCUUAACUAUUAAUUACCUGGAAUGAAGACUGCUGCAAAAUCUACAUCUUGGUUUUUAAUGUAAUGCAGUCGAUCAUGCCAUGCACACCUUAUUAACUCACAUGUAGAAUAGCAUUGUUGAAAGAAAUAUCUCCAAGAGACAUGAAAUUGUAAGAUGAAUGUACAUACUGUCCUUGUGUUACUAUUCCCCCAUCCACUGUUCACACUGCAAUGAAGAAAGUGGUGCGCCUGUUUCUGGAUUGUUUAACUUCAGAGAUAUAUAUCCGAUAAAUGUUUGUGCUUUUUCAGACCACAGUCUCCCUUGAUAGUGUACUUUACAACGUGUCAAUGUGGCAUUUUUACUUGUUUUUGUUUAUUUUAAUAAACUGUAAAAAGAUGUCAAUCAAAAAGUUAACAUUAAAAUGGCAAAUUAUCAUU
This is a messenger RNA of Gasterosteus aculeatus aculeatus (three-spined stickleback), 3207 nucleotides long. RefSeq names its product protein phosphatase, Mg2+/Mn2+ dependent, 1Lb (gene ppm1lb). The record is from RefSeq and is a predicted model, not a curated record. Gene Ontology annotation, biological process: protein dephosphorylation. Gene Ontology annotation, molecular function: protein serine/threonine phosphatase activity; cation binding. NCBI's taxonomy places the organism in Eukaryota, Metazoa, Chordata, Actinopteri, Perciformes, Gasterosteidae.